Messenger RNA from Paramecium tetraurelia, 810 nucleotides. RefSeq lists its product as uncharacterized. Gene Ontology annotation, molecular function: DNA-binding transcription factor activity; sequence-specific DNA binding. The transcript is spliced from 5 exons. Gene Ontology annotation, biological process: regulation of DNA-templated transcription. NCBI's taxonomy places the organism in Eukaryota, Ciliophora, Oligohymenophorea, Peniculida, Parameciidae. The record is from RefSeq and is a predicted model, not a curated record.
AUGUCAAUUCUUGAUCCCAUCAUCUAUCCCCAUUUGAAAGUGAGCGUGCCUUCAUUUUUAAUAAAAACUUACGAAAUAUUGGAAAAUGAAUCAUUAUCGAAUCUCAUAUCCUGGAACAAAGAAGGAACAGCCUUUAUUGUAUACAAUCCACAUGAGUUGUCAUCAAAAGUUUUGGCCAACUAUUUUAAACAUAAAAAUUAUCCUAGCUUUCUAAGAUAACUAAACAUGUACAAUUUUAAAAAGACUAGAAAUCAAUAUGGAUCUAGUGAAUUUAGACACAAGUGGUUCAGGAAGGGCUAAAAAAACAUGAUCCAAUAUAUCAGACGUAGAAAUCAAGAGGAAUCAGAUUUAAAAAUAGAAACUAUAGAGUAAAAAAAUCAUGAGCUUGAUUAUUAUAAAUAAGAACAUGAAAAUAUGAAAAUUUUGCUCCAAGAUCUUCAAGAGAGCCAUAAAAAUAUGUAAAUGAAUUUGUCUAAAUCCAUUGAUUAGUCAACUUCUUUAAAUAGAUAAAAUUUUAUCACUCUGCAAACAAUUCAUUAAACAUAAUUAGAAUUCAAUAAAAAGUAUGAUUAUGUGACCAUCAUGCUCACAAAUGUCUUGGCCAAUCUUCCAAACAUAGGUAUGAUCUAUAAACUUUAAAAUACAGUAACAAAUUUCAAGGAGAUAAUCAAAGUGUGUUAGGAAGAGACAAAUUUCCAACAGACUUUACUCUCCUUAGAAAAUGGACCUCCAUCCCAAUAUCCUUAAGUUUUGCCCUAUAAUCAAUACUAAUUUUAUAACCAAAAAUAAUAGCCAUGUAUAAUGUGUUGA